Molecule: messenger RNA, 1036 nt
Organism: Pelobates fuscus (common spadefoot toad)
Lineage: Eukaryota; Metazoa; Chordata; Amphibia; Anura; Pelobatidae
Product: olfactory receptor 6F1-like
Exons: 2
Coding region: 89-1036 (315 amino acids)
Biological process (GO): G protein-coupled receptor signaling pathway
Cellular component (GO): membrane
Molecular function (GO): olfactory receptor activity; G protein-coupled receptor activity
Source: RefSeq, a predicted model, not a curated record
AUCAACUACCACGCGCAUUGCCCAAGCCGGAAUUUUGUAUAGAAGGAAAAACAUUGAAAUUUGAAAUAUACGAUUCAAAGUAACUGUAAUGGGAGCUUUUAAUCAAACAUUAGUGACAGAAUUCAUCAUUCUCGGAUUUCCAAGCCUUCAGAAGCUCUACCCCGCCCUGUUCCUGAUUUUCUUAGUGAUCUACCUCUUCACUAUUACAGGUAAUGUUGUUAUCUUUUUGAUCGUAUUUUUAAACUACAAACUGCAAAUCCCUAUGUUUUUCUUCCUCAACCAUCUCUCUGCGAUGGAAAUCUGGUACACAUCAGUUAUAGUCCCCAAAAUGUUGGCUAACUUCGUUGCAAAGAGCAGAAGUAUUUCCUUCAACAAUUGCAUGAUUCAACUUUAUCUGUUUAGCUCCCUUGGGGCAUCUGAGUGUUAUCUCCUGACAGCCAUGGCUUAUGAUCGAUUCCUUGCUAUAUGUAAUCCUUUACAUUAUUCCACUCGAAUGACCAAUUCAACAGCCCACCAAAUGGCAUCUGGUUCAUGGUUCGGUGGAUUUAUUUCACCAAUUCUUCCAGUUGUAUUGAUAUCAAAGCUUGUGUACUGUGGCCCAAAUCAAGUCAAUUACUUUUACUGUGAUUCACAACCUCUGCUCAGAUUAUCUUGUAGUGAUACUCGGUUAACAGAAAUGGCUAUUACUACCUUAGCUACUGGUCUAAUUUUCAGCUCUUUUCUUCUCACCGUUAUCUCAUACAUAUUUAUAAUUUCUACAAUUUUACGUAUUCCCUCAGUCACUGGAAGGAAAAAAGCAUUCUCAACAUGUGCAUCUCAUUUAACAGUGGUCUUAAUUUACUACGGCACCAUUACAUGUAUGUACAUGCAGCCCAUGUCUAGAUUUUCUCUGGAUAUUAAUAAAGUACUGUCUCUGUUAUAUACAGUGGUGACACCAAUGCUCAAUCCUAUUAUCUACAGUUUAAGGAAUAGGGAAAUAAGGGAAUCUCUAGGCAAGAUCAUAAUUGGACUUAAAGCAAAGGGAUAUGCUACAUGA